AUGCCGACGGACGAUGGAGAUUCUGCCCAAAACAUCCCCAAUGCACCCGCUAUGAAAGUGGGAAAUAUGCGUGUAGCUACGAAGCACAGAGAUUCGAAUGAAAAGGCACUGACUACUGCCGAAUAUAAUAAACAGGCCGAGGAAUACAAUUCGGAAAUAGUAGCUCAUCCACAACAUGACUUUCUCACGAAAGAGGAGCUCGAAUUUCAUGACAAAACUGUUCGUGAAAUGCAAAACAAACCUGAGCCAACAGUGGUGAAGCCGACCCAGCCAAGCCCUGGUAGCAAGGGUUCGAUGCGCAUCUGCCACCAACCUUAG
This is a messenger RNA of Dibothriocephalus latus, 318 nucleotides long. The record is from the annotation of a GenBank genome assembly. NCBI's taxonomy places the organism in Eukaryota, Metazoa, Platyhelminthes, Cestoda, Diphyllobothriidea, Diphyllobothriidae.